AUGGAGGAGCUCCAUGCCCACUGCCUGAACUGUGUGAACAGGAGGUGUAUGAUCCGCCCAGAGACCGGUAUGUCCUGUGAUCUAAUUCGCUGCCCUCUCGUCUGUGGAGCAGUCUUUCACUCCUGUAAAGUGGAGGAGCAUCAUUUACUAUGCCUGUUUGAAAGAGUGCCUUGCCUUAACACUGGAUUCGGGUGCCCUUUCACUAUCCCCCGGAUUAAGAUGGCUGAACACCUAGAGACGUGCCCGGCCAGUGUGGUGUGUUGCACCAUGGAGUGGAACCGUUGGCCUGUGAGCUAUUCAGACAGGAAGUCCUAUGAGCACCUGAGCGAUGUUGAAGUGGUGGAGCAGCUAGACAUGGCCCUGGCUCUGCAAGAUCAGAGGAUGCUACUGGAGUCCCUCCGAGUCACCACCAACACGUCAGAGAAGGAAUAUAAUAAACCAGCUGAGGAAACGCGCGACAAGAUGGCUGAUGUAGUGUCAGGUGUUCCAGAGACUGCCAGAAGUAAUGGAACGGUUGAAAUGGAUGAGGCUGCUGCUUUGACUAAUGGAGUGGUUGAAAUGGAUGAUGAUUAUGCGUCUUAUAGUGAGGUGCACAAAAUAAACUUAGCAGCUACCUUGGCCGUUCUCAGAAGUGCAAAGGACAUUGACUUGAUCAAUGUAAAUGUGGAAAAGAGCGGUGAGAGAAAUGGGGUUCUCCAUAGGGGAGAGGACAGUGAUGGUGAUGAUGAUGAUGAUGAUGAUUUGAAGAAUGUAGAGGUGAAGACAAGUGACACAGAGUCGGGCUGUGAGCUCGGAGCAGUGGGCGGAGUCGCAGUGGACAGACAGGGAGAUGAUGAGAGCUACUGGAUAGAGUCUUCAGAGGAAGUGGAGAAGGACCACGUGAUGGGUCUUGCAGAGGUGGGUGGUCCUCCUCCUCUCAGUAACGGUUUCAACCAUACAGGAGACGACCAAAAUCACUUGGGACAGCGUGAGUGGAUGGUUCUAAGCAGAUCUCCGCCCAGACGCUCUGAAGUCAACAGGUUUUCAGACUUCAGGCCGGUGAUGCCUUAUCUCUCCAUGCCUAAUAUAGUAACACCCCGGGAACCCUCUGGGCCCCACCCUCCCCCACGGGAACCCUCUGGGCCCCACCCUCCCCCACGGGAACCCUCUGGGCCCCACCCUCCCCCACGGGAACCCUCUGGGCCCCACCCUCCCCCACGGGAACCCUCUGGGCCCCACCCUCCCCCACGGGAACCCUCUGGGCCCCACCCUCCCCCACGGGAACCCUCUGGGCCCCACCCUCCCCCACGGGAACCCUCUGGGCCCCACCCUCCCCCACAGGAACCCUCUGGGCCCCACCCUCCCCCACUACCCAUCCACCUGCCUCUUCCCAUGCCACUCCCUAAUCUGGAACCCUACAACGUGCUCCAGCAUCUGCCAUUGGAGAUAGAAGACAGCUGGCUGGAGAGGAAACUUCAGAACCUCCAGGUGCUCAGAGGGAUGAGUGUGUUUACGUUUAACGGGCGCAGGGCUCUGAUGUCUGACCCCUGUCUGUUCAGAGCCAAAACAGAGGACAGGUCAGUGGACACCUCAGACCUGGAGGUAACUGACGAUCCAUUGGGGCUCCAUGGAAUCGACCUGAUCACGGCAGCGCUGCUCUUCUGUCUGGGGGACUCCCCUGGGGGCCGCAGCAUCUCAGACAGCAGGUUUGUAGACGGUUACCGCAUCGACUUUGGUACCCAGACCUUCUCCUUCCCCUCGGCUAUACUGGCCACUAACACCAUGGUGGGGGACAUCGCCUCAGCGUCGGCCUGUGAUCACGCUAGCCCUCAGCUCUCCAACCCCAGCCCCUUCCACUCCCUCAGACUGGACCUGGUUCUGGAGUGCGUUGCCCGUUACCAAACCAAGCGGCGCACCAUGUUCACCUUUGUGUGUGGACAGCUGUUCCGCAGGGACGAGUUCUCCUCGCAUUUCAAAAACGUUCACGGGGACAUCCACGCCGGGCUGAACGGCUGGCUGGAGCACCGCUGUCCCCUGGCCUACUACGGCUGCACCUACUCCCAGAGACGCCUCUGUCCCUCUGUGCAGGGCUCCAGGAUCAUCCAUGACAGACACCUGGGUUCGUUUGGGGUGCAGCCCGACAUGCCUCCCCAGUACGGAGAUAAAACCCUCCCCAGGAAUGCCUGUCGGUUCGGGUCCACCUGCGACCACCUGAGCUCCCUGCCCUUCGAGGUGCUCCAGUAUGUGGCCAGUUUCCUGGAUGGCUUCAGCCUGUGCCAGUUGUCCAGGGUCUCUCGGACCAUGAGGGAUGUGUGUGCCAGCUUACUACAGUCCAGAGGCAUGGUGGUGCUGCUCUGGGAGAACACACGAAGGCCUGAUGGGUCGUCCUCAUGGCAGAUCCGAAACAAGGUUAGUCACUCACUGUGCAUGUCUAUUAACAUCUGUAAUUAAUUGUAGUUAGUCUCAUUUUCCCAUAAAUCUAUGAUCAGUGGAACAGUACGAUAGUUUGAGAUGCUCAUGGGGAUCUCGAGUUAGAGUUCACAGCUAUUUGCUGACCACUGAAUGCAUGCUGUCCUGUAUCAACAAACUAGUCAACUAGAUUAAAGGCUUGGCAUUGCAAAAGGACAAACACAAGCAGGAAUACAAUAUGACAUACAGUAUAUAAACAUCUUUAUCAUUAUUGGAUGAUAACUAAUUAAUUUAUAUUAUUCUGUUUGACAACCAGGUGUGGCGAUUCAGCACGGCCUUCGGUACGGUAAACGAGUGGAAGUUUGCCAACAUCGCCAAUAUGGCCGACCAUCUGAAGAAGUGCAAGUUUAACAGCAUCACCUGUCGGGACGAGGCUAUCCCUCUGCCUUGCAUGUGCUUAUCCAGAGAGCUCACCAAAGAGGGACGCUCACUGCGCUCAGUCCUCAAGCCAGUAUUAUGA
This is a messenger RNA of Coregonus sp. 'balchen', 2908 nucleotides long. The record is from the annotation of a GenBank genome assembly. Lineage: Eukaryota; Metazoa; Chordata; Actinopteri; Salmoniformes; Salmonidae.